AUGAAGUAAGCAAUUAUCACCUUAGCAUUAGCAGGAGUGUUAUUUUUCUAACUUUAAUAUUUCGAGAUUAUAGACAUCUUAGAUUAUACCAAAAAUUCACUUUAAUAUCUAAAGAAAUCAUAGUCUUUCCUCUUAAUUCUAUAAGCAAGCUUGAUACUCGUCUUGAUUAGCAUUUUAAUCUUGUACAUUUUGUAAAGAAAUAUUUAAAAUAAGAAAGUUAUUUACAAUUGCGCCCCUAAAAAGAGUCGCUCUGAAUAUGAAAAUGAGGUCAAGAGGGAAACUCGCAAGUCUGUUGAUGCAUUAAUUAAUUCAGAUGAGUACAAAUAGCAUAGAAAAUUAUUUAAAACAUCAGAUGACUUCAUAAGUUAAAGAGAAAUGACCGAAUUAGAUGAGUUAAGUGACUCAUUAACAGAAAGUGAUAAUGAAGUAGAAAGCGGUGAAAAUAAUUAAUGA
Tetrahymena thermophila SB210 is the source of this 453-nucleotide messenger RNA. Its product is annotated as transmembrane protein, putative. The record is from RefSeq and is a predicted model, not a curated record. The transcript has a single exon. Lineage: Eukaryota; Ciliophora; Oligohymenophorea; Hymenostomatida; Tetrahymenidae.